Molecule: messenger RNA, 1017 nt
Organism: Talaromyces amestolkiae
Lineage: Eukaryota; Fungi; Ascomycota; Eurotiomycetes; Eurotiales; Trichocomaceae
Exons: 1
Coding region: 1-1017 (338 amino acids)
Molecular function (GO): S-adenosylmethionine-dependent methyltransferase activity
Source: RefSeq, a predicted model, not a curated record
AUGACCAAGCCCGACCCCAAAGCUAGAACGAACUAUGACAAUACCGACUGGAAAAAAUACCAACAAGGUCGACCCCCAUAUCCUCAAUCAUUCACUAAGCUAGUCUACGACUACCAUCGUCGUCACCCCUCCGCAGGAUGGGAGCGUCUCGUUGACAUUGGCGCUGGGUCCGGCAUCGCGGCCACUGACUUCAUGGCGGAUUUCAAGAUCAUUCAUAAUUCUGAUCCUAGUCCAUGGAAUGAGCAACAAGCUCGUGCGUUCCUCUCGACUUAUGCAGAAGACCACGGCCUAACUCCCGAGCUGGAAUUCUCCCAGUCAACCGGAGAAGAAGCUUAUAAGCAUGUAGGCGAGGCAGCAGCGGAUCUUGUCAUUGUCGCAACCGCCGCACAUUUCAUGGAUCCCGAUGGACUAGCUGAAUGUGCUGCGAAGAUCCUUCGCCCAGGAGGGACUUUGGCUGUGUACAGUUAUUGGAUUCCUAGCUUCCCCGAUCGCUCGCAACGCUUCAAUGAUAUCUUCUCUAAAACAUUCGAUAAUCUGGUCCUCAAAGCUCUAGAAGUGGGCAACGAAGCAAAUCGUGCUAAAUUUCUUGAUGUUGUCAAACGCCGGAUGACUGGUGAGGGCUGUCUGGACUCGCUGCCGUUACCCACCAAACACUUUGAAGAAACUAAGCGCAUCUACAUCAAUGCUGGAAGAGGGAAGGUCCCUUAUAAAGAUCUGUAUCAGCGACUAGUUGACCCGGGGAAAACGGUCGGCGGUGUUUCUAGGGUUAGCGAGAAUGAUGAGAUCAUUCGGUAUAAGACGGAUGAAGAUAUACAGGCCGAGGGGUGGGCAUUUGAUGCAGGCAAGGAAUGGUUCCCGAUCUUCUUUAACUCAAUGCGGGCCGCCACUAGCCAGAUGACGCAGGAAGAAGCGAGGGAGGCGUAUCAAGAGUGGGAAGAAAUUUUUGAUGAGGAAUGUCCAAACGGUACAGUGAGGGUGUAUUGGCCUUUUUAUGCUGCGUUGGCCCGAAAGAAGUAG